Hyaena hyaena (striped hyena) is the source of this 859-nucleotide messenger RNA. RefSeq names its product small integral membrane protein 24 (gene SMIM24). The transcript has 4 exons. The record is from RefSeq and is a predicted model, not a curated record. The coding region runs from base 49 to 426 and encodes 125 amino acids. NCBI's taxonomy places the organism in Eukaryota, Metazoa, Chordata, Mammalia, Carnivora, Hyaenidae.
CCUCAUCCCGCCGACCCUGCCUGUGCUGGCUGCCGCUCCUCCGUGGCCAUGGGGACCCUGGGGACGCUCUUCCUGCUGGGCGCCCUGCUGCUGUCACCCGCCGAGGCUCAGGAGGCCGCACCGCCGCGCCUGAAGCCUUGGCUGGUGGGCCUGGCUGCCCUCGUCGUGUUCCUGUUUAUCGUCUUCGUGCUCAUGCUGGCCAACCGCAUCUGGUGCUCCAAAGUGAGAGAUGGGGAUGAGGAGUCCAGGUUGAGAAUGGAGGCCAACCCAUACCAGGACGUGAGUGAAGAAGGCAAGAGGAAGAAGGAGGAGAGGGUAAAGGGCGACGAGGCGGAGGAGGAGGAAGGAGAGAGAAACGCGGGGCUGGAGCUGGACGAGAAAGAGGGCCCCAGAGAUGAGGAGAAGCUCACGAACACAGCCGUGUGAAGGCUCCACACACUUCUUCCAGGCAGCUCCCCAGAGUUGCCCCUUCCACACCAUGUAAAGAACGCCCUGGACGUGAAGCCGCCACCGGAGUCCACGUCGCGCUGAGAACACGCUCCCCGAAUGGAGACCCGUGGAACCUGCCCCGCCCCUCGGGGAGGGCUCUCCGGGCGCUGCGAGCACAGGCUGUACCCACCGUCCUUCCCGAGCUGUCGGCGCAGACUCUCGCACUUGGAGGGCAUUCGUGGUUAUGGAGAAACCCCUGAGACCCCCACCAGCUCAUGGCUCCACCCACUUCUACCCACUGCCUGAUUUCCUUUCCCUCUCCCUGAUGUCUGUUGUCCAGAACCUCCCCCGCCCCUCUCGGCCCCAGGACCAGCGUGGGGCCGGGGCUGCCUUUGGGGACCUGCAUUAAAGCAUUGAUAAGAGCCCUUCA